CUCGCAGCGGGCAGGGCGGCGGCGGGCGCCACCUCAGAGCCGGGGGCCGCCGGCCCGCGGAGCCCAGCGCGGCGGCGGAGGGGCGCUUGGCGGGCGCAGACGGCAGCGUCUGAUGAGACAUGGGAAUCUGGCUGGAAGUCAUCCUUCCUGUUGUUGACAUCACCUGAAAACUCGGCUGAAAAUAUUUCCACUAGUUUACUGCAGGCAUCAGCUUCCCCCGAGGACGUAACGCCUUGUCCAGAAGAUGGCAUAGUAAUAAAGUCACCUUCCAGGGAGCUGGGGUCCUUUCUCGUCUCCGUGUGUGCUGCUUGAAGUGAUCUGAAGCCUUUGUUUUUGGACUGAAGAAACGUGUCCACUGCUUGCCCUGAAAACCUUUCUCUCCUAAUUCAUGAGCCAGCAGGAUGUGGUCGCUGUGCUUUCAGAACGCCUUCUCAUAGCUGCAUACAAAGGCCAAGUGGAUAAUGUGGUGCAGCUUAUCAACAGGGGUGCCAAGGUAGCAGUUACCAAGCAUGGCCGGACUCCUCUGCAUCUUGCUGCCCACAAGGGUCAUCUCCAUGUUGUACAGAUUUUGUUGAAAGCAGGUUGUGACCUGGAUAUUCAGGAUGAUGGUGAUCAGACAGCAUUGCACCGGGCUACUGUUGUAGGCAACACCGAUGUCAUAGCAGCUCUCAUUCAAGAGGGGUGUGCUUUGGACAGACAAGACAAGGAUGGGAAUACUGCUCUUCAUGAAGCUUCUUGGCAUGGAUUCAGUCAGUCUGCCAAACUGCUUGUUAAAGCAGGAGCUAAUGUUCUCUCCAGGAACAAGGCAGGUAACACACCUCUUCAUCUGGCUUGCCAGAAUAGCCAUUCCCAGAGUACUCGCGUUUUAUUACUUGGAGGAUCUCGGGCAGACCUCAAAAAUAAUGCAGGAGAUACCUGUCUGCAUGUGGCUGCUCGUUAUAAUCACUUGCCCAUCAUUAGGGUGCUGCUCAGUGCUUUCUGUUCAGUCCAUGAAAAGAACCAGGCAGGAGAUACAGCACUCCACGUAGCUGCUGCUCUAAAUCACAAAAAGGUGGUUAAGCUGUUGCUGGAGGCAGGGGCUGAUGCAUCAGUUGUCAACAAUGCAGGUCAGACUCCUCUAGAGGUGGCCAGGCAGCACAAUAACCCUGAGAUUGCGCUUCUCCUCACUAAAGCAUCGCAGGUUUCACGCUUUAGUCGUGGAAGGAGCCUGAGAAAGAAAAGAGAGAGACUGAAGGAGGAAAGGCGGGCUCAGUCCGUACCUCGAGAUGAAGUGGUGCAGAGCAAGGGCAGUGUCUCAGCUGCUGAUGACACUCAGAGCAGUGACCAGCCACCCCAGAGGAAAAGCGAGCUGAAGGAUGAACCCCGGUCAACUUCACCAGAUCCCAAAGGGAAGAAGGGCAAAAAGAAAAAAACAAAAGAAAAGGUUUCAGCACUCUCAGACCCCAUUUCCCCAGCUGAUCAGCAAACACUCCCUCAGCCCCAGCAAAGCUUGCCUAAACGCAGAAGUAAACAUCGCUGCUCCUCUCCGCCGCCUCCCCAUGAGGUCCGAGCCUACCAGCUGUACACACUCUAUCGGGGAAAGGAUGGGAAAGUAAUGCAGGCACCAAUAAAUGGAUGUCGUUGUGAGCCUCUGAUAAAUAAACUGGAGAAUCAGCUGGAGGCAACUGUGGAAGAGAUAAAAGCUGAGUUUGGGACAGUACAAGAUAAGAUGAAUGUUAAGCUGGGCCAAAUGGAAAGCAAGACUCAACAUCAACUCCGUGUUUUAGAUAAGCUCAUGGCUGAGCGGCUGUCUGCAGAGAGAACAGAGUGCCUUCAUCGCCUUCAGCAGCACACUGAGCUAGAAAAAAAUGAGGGAGAGAAACGGCAGAUUUCCCUGGUCGAUGAGCUGAAGACUUGGUGCAUGUUAAAAAUUCAGAAUCUGGAGCUCAAGCUUUCUGGUGAUUCCAGGUCAUCGAGACCAAAAUCAACUUUGUCCACUUGUGAGUCUCUCACCGAGACCCUGGACACUGAGAACAAUGCCCACAGCACCAAGAACUGUAAAGCCCAGCAGGCCACGCUGCCGACAGAGGGCUCCCACCAGCAUUCCUAUAUCACGCUUCCAAAUAGUCUCUCAGAAGAUGGGGCAAGGAGUGGAGUCCAGAUGCCAGAACAGAGCUUUGGACAGCAUUUUUGCGUUCAGCAAGAUGGUGCAUCAGGUGCAGAGCAACAGUUAAUUGCUGCUGGACCAGCCUCUUCUUCAGCCCCCACGCAAGAUGUCAGGCCAAAGGACAAAGCUGCAAGUGCCAGCACUUUCCACAAGUUUCAGCAGGAACUGCCCUCCUCUGAGCUUCUAGGGUCCAAAUUAAGACACGUUAAGGUUCAACCUGCUUUGCAGCCCUUGACUGAACCAGCAAAGACCGAACCACAGAGCGGCUGCUUCAUCGACAAAGGAACCCAGACAAAGAAACCCAGCAAAAGCGGGCAGUUACGGCACAAAGCCCUGCACCACGCAGGGGCUCAUCAGAGCCAGCAGCAGCAGCCCUCCGCUGUGCCUGCAGGGCAGCAGCCUGCCCCUCCGCUCAGAGACACCUCCCAGGCACUGGAGAUAACACAGUACUUUUUUGAGGCAGUUUCCACUCAGAUGGAGAAGUGGUAUGAGCGGAAGAUUGAAGAAGCCCGGUGCCAAGCUAAUCAAAAAGCACAGCAAGACAAAGCUGCGCUUAAAGAACAUAUUAAAAGUUUAGAAGAGGAGCUCAGUAAAUUAAGGACUAAGGUGCAGAAGGAGAGCUAGCAUCCACAGAUGAGGUAAAGACAAGCAGUGGGGCUCAUUUUGGAACCUACUGUGUAGGAAUCUGGAAUAUUGAUAAAUAUAUAUGUAGUGCCUGUUACAAUACAAACAAAAAAAACGCUCUUUUUCAGGACUAGAAGUAACUUCAGAAGCUCCAGAACCAAGCAGGAGAAAUACACAGACUCUUUGUAUUGAUGACAAUGGUAUGCUGCAGAUUCGAUCCUUUCUUUGUGAUUUCCAGGAGUCCAUUAAUUAUUGCACUCACACUUUCCAGGUGCUGCUUGAAAACAAACUGCAUUAAAAACCAAAACUGCUUUCUGAAAAGGGAAUUUUCUUAAUUUCCACAUAGGUCAUAUGUGGCUAGAGGGUUCCACUGUAUGUUAAAUGUUAACAUGUGGUGAUACCAAUACUGAAAUAAAUCUGGGAUGUUGGAGA
Dromaius novaehollandiae (emu) is the source of this 3202-nucleotide messenger RNA. RefSeq names its product ankyrin repeat domain 6 (gene ANKRD6). The transcript has 17 exons. The record is from RefSeq and is a predicted model, not a curated record. Gene Ontology annotation, cellular component: nucleus; cytoplasm. Gene Ontology annotation, biological process: positive regulation of JNK cascade; negative regulation of canonical Wnt signaling pathway. The coding region runs from base 389 to 2770 and encodes 793 amino acids. Lineage: Eukaryota; Metazoa; Chordata; Aves; Casuariiformes; Dromaiidae. Gene Ontology annotation, molecular function: protein binding.